GGCAGGUUCUUCCUCCACAGGUCGAUGACCUCUGACCCCGGAAGUAGUUCCUCUCGGCACCAAACAAGAGGAUGUUCUGUUAGCCAGCCUGCUAGCUUGCUGCUGACGAAGUGGUGAAGUUGCAGUAUUAUUGUGGACAGGUGACGCUCGAAGAAGAGAUGCAGGGUGUCGGAUUUGAACCUUCACGUGUCUGAAAUCUUUAAAUGUGAAGCUCGAGCCGGAUAUUCCUGCAGCUAGCCUGUUAGCUCAGUUAAGCUAACGUUGUCGAGGCCGUGUGUGUUAACGUGUUGGACAGAGAGCCGAGCUGCAGAGAGGAAGGAGGUCAUUAAUUCAACAGCUGUCUUUAACCAGCAGGGCAUGUUAUCAACCCGAACCAGCACGAAGAGAAGUCUGUUCUGAGCUCAGCUGGAGUCGGGUUUGAUGGUUUAGCUUAGCAGCAGGUUAGCCUCAUAGAACAGUCAUGGAUGAUUUCAGCUCCAUCAGUCUGCUCUCUCUGGCGAUGCUGGUGGGAUGUUAUGUGGCUGGGACGAUUCCUUUAGCAGUCAACUUCUCAGAGGAGAAGCUGAAGCUGAUCACGGUGCUGGGAGCCGGGCUGCUGUGUGGUACUGCGCUGGCCGUCAUCAUUCCUGAGGGGGUCCACGCACUUUAUGAAGAAAUACUUGAAGGUGGACACCACCCUCAAGGCCAGGUUGGAGUCUUAGUAGCAUCUGAAGCGAAAGUGGAAGGUGAAGCCGCCCUGAGUGCCGGAGCCGAGCACGAGCACAGUCACGAGCAGCUCCACGCCUGCAUCGGGGUCUCCCUGGUCCUGGGCUUCGUCUUCAUGCUGCUGGUGGACCAGAUCGGCAGCUCCCACGUUCACAGCACCGAGGAUCCAGAGUCAGCCAGGACCACCUCCUCUAAAAUCACCACCACUCUGGGUCUUGUGGUCCAUGCUGCAGCGGACGGUGUGGCGUUAGGAGCCGCUGCCUCCACCUCUCAGACCAGCGUUCAGCUCAUUGUCUUCGUAGCCAUCAUGCUGCACAAGGCUCCAGCAGCGUUCGGCCUCGUGUCGUUCCUGAUGCACGCCGGUCUCGAGAGAAACCGCAUCCGUAAACAUCUCCUGGUCUUCGCCUUGGCUGCACCCGUCCUCGCUAUGCUCACCUUCUUAGGCCUCAGUCAGAGCAGUAAGGAGGCUCUCUCAGACAUCAACGCCACCGGUGUGGCCAUGCUCUUCUCCGCCGGCACCUUCCUCUACGUCGCCACAGUCCACGUCCUCCCCGAGGUGGGCGGCGGCGGCCACAGCCACGCUCCCUCAGGAGGGAACGGAGGAAAAGGACUGAGCAAGCUGGAGGUGGGAGCUCUGGUUCUGGGUUGCCUCAUUCCUCUGGUGCUGUCUGUCGGUCACCACCAUUAAAGCCCGGCUCAGGACGGAUGUAGGACGGUGUACAGGGAGAACAAAGAAAGACUUCAAACAUCGGGGGGGGCGGAUCUAAAUGUCUUAUUGUUGGUGUCCUGGACCUCGUGGACCAGACUGCUGCUCGUUUCAGGACGUGUUGGGACUCAAAGGGACCUGAAAACAGAGAAUGGUGUUUAAUCUGAAGAGGAAGCAUCUCUUCAGCUGCUGUUUGAGUCCACUCAUCCCAUCAGAAACCAGUUCAAGAACCAGGAUGUGAUCGCUCUGUUCAUUUACAUCACCGUGGAGUUUCAGUGUCGCUUCAUCCUGCUCGUUUGAGAUCCAAGAACCGACCCUGAUCUCACCACAUGUGGAACCAGAUGAUAGUUGCACAGCUGAGAUUUAGAGCGUGUUGAGUCAAGCUUUUUUUUUUGACUAAUAUUAAAGCGGUUAAGAGUCUUAGGGACAGUCCAAACUGAUCGUCAAAGUGCCAUAUUAGUAAGAAGAGAGGGGGACCUGAAGAGCAGGCGUCACAGUUUGAAGGAAACGCUCCUGAUUUAAUUUCAUUCCCAACAAAUCCUCUUUUUUCUUUUUGCACAGCGGGCUCAGAGAUCAGCUCAGACUUUUCCUUUUCCUGACAGAAGUCGACGAGCAGUUUGAGUCCUGAGAGAAAGAAAACAUCAUGAAGUUAAACGCUCACACGAUCAUGUAGCCUCCGUCAGGAAAAGACGCACCUUGAUGUAUCGUAACGUCCGUUUAAUCGCUGCUUUCCUGUCCUGUUUCUCCUGCAGAGUCGUUCGUAUAAAUACAAGUUGUGCGGUGUAGAGUUGUUAGAGUGUUAUAAGCUUCUAGAGGUGGAGGGUAGCUCAGCUGGUUUCCCCACAGACGGCAUUAAAUGAAUCGUAACGUUUAGGGACCAUCAGUAAAUUCUCAAUCUUUUAUUUUGUUCCUCCCUCUUCUGAAGAAUCAUCCCUGAGCAAUAAUCACACGCAUGAGUCGCUCUUGAACGCAGCCUUCGUCUCAGCGUCACUACAGCAGCAGCAGGUGGACGAGUCAGAGCGAUCAGGCUUCUGUGGAUCUCCUGUGUCACGCCUCCCUGCAGGGCUCACCUGUGUGUAAAUGUCUGUACAGAGUAACUGCUUCCUUUCACAAUCAUCAUGACCUCUUGGUGUGCGACAGAACUGCUGACUCACACUUUCAUUUUUUAUCUUUCUGGACUGGAUCUUUGAAGCUGUCUGAGGAGUCGUCUCUGUUUUAUGUGUACAUUAAAACUUUUACUGGACUUGUUGAUGAUUCCAGGUCACAGGAUGAGGAGAGGAGGGCGGGUCACAUGCAGGCCGGCUUCUGCCUCACGGUUUCUUCUUCUGUUUUUUUUUUAAAGGGACGCUCUUAUGUUUGUACAAACUCUUCACUUUGUUGCUUUACAUUCUGGCAUGUCGGGCCUGUUACGUGCUUUAUCUAAACCCCUGCUGAGGCUCGACGUCUCCGUCUCUCCCUCACUGAACACCUUUGAAAUGAUUCAGGGUCCACGUGUUGAUGUGCCGCAGGCUGUAGCUCACUUUUUAUUUCAUUUAUCUGCAGAUUGUUUUAUCUCUGAAUAUCUGACAUCUGAAGAACGAGUCCAGGUGGAAGUCUUAAAUCUUCAGAAGUCCAAAAGAAAAGGAGACAAGAAAACAACAUUUAAUUCUGCAGAAGAGGCAGAAGUCUCUCUAUUUCUUCUCUUUCUUAAACAUUGUUAGAGUGAUAAAUUAAAGCUCCUGUGGGGAGUUUUUAGCCCGUUGUGAAACAGACUGAAAUAAACAGUGAGGAGUCUUUAUGAGCUACAAAAACAAACAAAACCAUCAACAACAAGACUCACUGUUCUGGAUUUGAUUUUUGAUGCCUGAAACCGCUGAGAGGGGGUCGAUGUCAGAGGAUCACGCUGAAGACUCACUGUUUUCACUUUUUGGGGUUUACAUCAAGAGAUUAGAGUCAGACUUUGUCCACGAGGGGGUGCCAAAAUCCACACAAACUCAAAGCCCCUCACUGGAGCUUUAAACAGAACGACUGCAGAUGAGUUGUCUUGCAUUGCAGCGUUCGUAAAGUUGAUCAAACCACGUUUACUUUGGAAUUCAUCGGCCUAAACCAGAGUCCAUCAUCCUGAGUAAGAAGCUGAUCACAAAGCUACUUUUCCUGAGAGUUCAAACGUCCAGAACUUCAUUCAUAUAAAGUACGUCAUGUAGUCCUGCAAGAUUUAUAAACAUGUCGAAGCUUUGCAGUAAAAACAAACGUGUGUGAGAGAGACAGAGAGAGAGAGAGAGACUGGUCUGUUACAGCUCAGUUUAAGAAUCCUGCUCAGUGAAAACCACGUGUCUGCAAACCUCUUCACUUCUCUUUUCUUUAGGGGUUAAAAAAGUUCAAAUUCUCCUCACAGGAACGGUUCUACUUUUCUGUAAGUCCACCUUAAUACAACAACAACACGAGUUCUCCUCUGUCCAAUACUUCUAGUCUUUAUCCUUUAAAAGUUGGACAUGGCUAGUUUUUCUUUUUUUAGUUUAAAGUUCUCUUCUGCUGUUUUCUUUGCCUUUAAAACCUGAAACCCUUUGAAUAUUCCCUCCUGAUCCGUCUAACUUGGACAGCUGACACCUCUGAACGCUCUCUGAAAACCUUUAAAUGCAUCAGCAUAUCAAAAAUGUUAUGGGUUAAAUUACAGGUUGAUAUAUAUUCAUGCACGGAGUGGACAAACAGUUUAAAACAAAGUACGGUCUGUUUCCUGCUGCUCCUGAAAGACUUGUAGAUUCGUGGUUUUCACAGGACAGUUACAGAAACAUAUACGGUUAAUUUACGACAGAUUAACAGAAUAAAUGUUCAAAAGUAAAGCUCCUGUAAGGAAUGUUCAGUUUUCAACUUUGGCGCCCUCCUGUGGACAAAACAACACCUUACAUCUCUCCUCUGAUUUUAAUCUUCACAUUUGAAGAAGCUGUUUUUUGGGUAUAAAUUUCCUCCUUGGUUCUUCUAACAGUCAGAUGUCUCACUCAGCAGAUUCAGUUUGGUUUUCGUUAGAUCACAGAGACGACAGGUUGAAGUUCAGUCUGUUUGAUACAGAGUUAAAAACUCCUCACAGGAGCUUUAAGUUCAGUUUAAACACGUCUAAGUUAUUUUAUUUGUAUUGAAGGUUAGGAUUUAUCUCUUUGCAUCAUUAUCACUCUAAAUACUGACGUCUGAUUGGCCGACAGGAGCCGCCUCUCAAAGUAAAACAUCGUAAACCUGCUGAGUCUAAACUUUAAUCUGAGCAUGUCCUCUCGUUGUUCCUCACAGGUCACGAUGAAGUCCUCGAUGUUAGUUUGAUCUUUUUUAAUGCAAUAACUUCUCUAACAUUCAGUCCCACCUAACAGACCUGAUCCAGUUCAGACUCUGUGAAUCCAGGCGUCCUCAGAGAGAGGGACGUCUGCUCGUGUUGAGGCUGUGUAGAGACGGAGGUUUGAGGAGUCCUGUCGUGGUCGUCGUCGGGUCGAUGUGUUUGACUUUUGUUUUCUGUCAUUCCGAUUGAGUCUGCCUUAUUUCCAAACUUCUGAUUGUGAAGAGCAGUUGUGAAGCGACGUGUUUUAUGAUGACUAAAUUAAAGUUUUUUAACUGGUGAA
Notolabrus celidotus (New Zealand spotty) is the source of this 4992-nucleotide messenger RNA. RefSeq names its product solute carrier family 39 member 9 (gene slc39a9). The transcript is spliced from 7 exons. Gene Ontology annotation, molecular function: metal ion transmembrane transporter activity. The record is from RefSeq and is a predicted model, not a curated record. Lineage: Eukaryota; Metazoa; Chordata; Actinopteri; Labriformes; Labridae. Gene Ontology annotation, cellular component: membrane. Gene Ontology annotation, biological process: transmembrane transport; zinc ion transport. The coding region runs from base 461 to 1393 and encodes 310 amino acids.